Messenger RNA from Symbiodinium natans, 924 nucleotides. The record is from the annotation of a GenBank genome assembly. NCBI's taxonomy places the organism in Eukaryota, Dinophyceae, Suessiales, Symbiodiniaceae.
AUGUCACAAGCGAAGAAGUUGGACGAUCCGUCCAGUCUUCUUUCCAACAUUGAUGUCUUCAUCUUCGAUUGUGACGGAGUUAUUUGGCGUGGGGACACACUUAUCCCUGGAGUCCCAUCAGUUCUGGAUCAGCUGCGUCUCGCUGGAAAGAAGAUUUUCUUUGUAACCAAUAACUCGACAAAGAGUCGCGUGGGAUACAAGUCGAAGUUCACGUCUCUGGGCCUGGAUGUUCACCCGGAAGAAAUCUUCUCCUCGUCCUUCGCUGCUGCAGCCUAUUUGGAACAGACAAAUUUCAAGCAAACUGGCAAGAAGGUUUACAUCAUUGGAGAGAAGGGAAUCAGUGAAGAGUUGGAUGCUAUAGGCAUUUCCUGGCUCGGUGGAGAAGCGGACAAAGCAAAGCAGCCUGACAUGGGCCCUGGCGGCAGGGUGGAGGUAGACCACAACGUGGGUGCAGUGGUGGUUGGCUUUGACCGGCACAUCAACUACUACAAGCUGCAGUAUGCCCAAUUGUGCUUGAACGAGCUGCCAGGAUGCGAGUUCAUCGCCACGAAUUUGGACCGUGUGACCCACCUCACCGAUGCGCAGGAGUGGGCUGGAAAUGGAACCAUGGUCGGAGCUGUUUCCGGAUGCACUGGCCGGGAGCCUACAUUGGUGGGCAAGCCGGCCCCACUCAUGAUUGAUUACAUCUCCAAGAAGUACGGUAUCACGGACCGGUCUCGCAUCUGCAUGGUCGGCGACAGGUUGGACACGGACAUCGCUUUCGGCCGCAACAACGGACUGAAGACCUGUUUGACUCUUUCCGGCGUGACUUCUGAGGACGAGCUGAUGGACCGCGUGCCUCGCAAGAAGGGAACGGAAGGCAUUCAACCCGAGUUCUAUGUCGAGACAAUCAACGACUUCUACCCAGCACCAAGCGACAGUUAA